Molecule: messenger RNA, 159 nt
Organism: Aureobasidium pullulans EXF-150
Lineage: Eukaryota; Fungi; Ascomycota; Dothideomycetes; Dothideales; Saccotheciaceae
Exons: 2
Coding region: 1-159 (52 amino acids)
Biological process (GO): protein import into mitochondrial matrix
Cellular component (GO): mitochondrial outer membrane translocase complex
Source: RefSeq, a predicted model, not a curated record
AUGGCACCCAAGCGCGCACAGUCUCAAGGCGCUAUCAGCCAGAUGUACACCUCCCUGGCCUCGCCCGACAACCGCUCCGUCGUCACCGCCGUCGCCUUUUUCGCCGCCGGUGUCGCUUUCUUGCACAGCAGCUGGAGCGAGAUCCUGCUCCCUCCGUAA